GAGGGGGAGGGGGAGUUGUGCACUGUCAUACACGGGGAACACUUGAACCUCGGGCCGCUGGACUUCGAGAUUAUCCACGUUCCGGGGCAUACGUUAGGGCAGAUCGGGUUCUUUUUGAAAUCCUACGGGAUCGUGUUCACCGGUGACAUCGUCUUUCCGAUGGGCUGCGGCAGGCUCUUUGAGGGCGACGCAGCGGACUGCUACAGGUACUUUUACUACGUCUGCGGUGAACUUGCGUGUAUCGUUGUACACAGAUGUUCAUCUUACUUCUUGUUGCUACAUUUAGUCAACAUCUCCCACAUCAUAAUUCUCACUUGGCUAGAGGUCAAGAACAUCCUCUGUGCAAUUGCGGUUUGUGGUGUUGUGUCGGCUUGCUACGCCAGCAGUUAGCGUUGCGGUUGCCGGCGGGGGAGCUUUCAAAAAAUUGAAAAUAUUUAUAGAAACAAUAUACCGCAGGGCCCUGAAGCAGCGGCUGAUGGACCAUAUUCCGAAAUCCACGCUGAUCUAUUGUGCCCACGAGUACGCCACGGACGGGUGUCAGUUCGCUCUCGCGCUGGUGGAGAAGUCGGACCAGAGCCGGCAAGCAGUGAUCGACCGGUGCAAGAAAAUCGUGGACUUGCGCAAGGACAAAAUCCCCACAGUCCCCUUCACCGCGGAGGUAUCCAAGAAAAAAACUGUGUUAGUGUAACUUUCUUGGAGGAAUAGCAUCACAAAUUUGCUUCACAUGACAGAGAGAGCCUGUCAUGCGCGGCUAGUACGUGAAAACACGCACGAAAAGAGCUUCUGAUGCAUGUCCAGCAUGACAAGUGUAACUAUUUUGCAUUUUCUGCAUCACAGACUUACACUUACACAGUUUUUUUCUUGCAUAGGAGGAGGAGUUAUUGACGUCGCCUUUUCUCCGCGUGCAGCAGUUUUCGAAAAAGUUAGGGGAGUCCAAGGAAGAGGAAAUUUUCCGGCAGUUAAGGUCCGUCCGCAACGAUUUC
Amoebophrya sp. A120 is the source of this 983-nucleotide messenger RNA. The record is from the annotation of a GenBank genome assembly. NCBI's taxonomy places the organism in Eukaryota, Dinophyceae, Syndiniales, Amoebophryaceae.